Messenger RNA from Dreissena polymorpha, 978 nucleotides. RefSeq lists its product as uncharacterized. Bases 349 to 978 code for a protein of 209 amino acids. The transcript is spliced from 6 exons. The record is from RefSeq and is a predicted model, not a curated record. NCBI's taxonomy places the organism in Eukaryota, Metazoa, Mollusca, Bivalvia, Myida, Dreissenidae.
CUGAAAAUUCAUGUUCAAAAGUACACUUAAACGUUUAUCAAAAAUUGCGGGAUAGUAAGCCGUUUGUACAUUACGUAAAAUUGCACAACAAUUGAGCGCUGAUAGUGCUUUCUCAUAAAAAUGUGGCAGAAAAUUUGGCGCUAGUUCAUCGCGCGUUGUAGACAGCCUUAUAACAAAAGACGGAUCACAUCAAAGCAUGAUGGCUCCCCAAACGGACAGGAGCUCUAUCUUACGGAGUAUGCAGGCGAUGUAUCACGAUUAGAAUAACAUGACCGUGGGUAAACUCCUGAAAACCCCGUUGAUUCUUCACCCUGGUGAAGAUUCUGAGCACACGAAAUCCCCGACACUAUGUCCGUAUACCAUUUACUACUGUUACUGUCUCUGGGGGAAAUAAGCGCAGCGUCAAACGAGCGCAACUCCAAUGAAACGUUCAUUGAAUGUGGCCUGGGUUACCGGAAUUGCUCACAGAAGCUCAGAAGAUUCGAUUGCGACAAUGAACUUUUCAACUGCUCUGUCGGGGGAAAAGACGAAAUAAAGACUUUCGAGAACACAAUCUCACUCAGUAAAGGAUGUAAUGUUCGAUUUGAUGCACCGGAACUGCUAGGUAUUAGCUCAGACUGUUUGAAGAACAGUGCCAUAAACCAGAGACAGACGAUUGAGAUUACAUUUCGCCUUCCAAAAGCAUUUUUCUGUAACAAGAGUGACGAAGAUCAAUCGCAACACGUUGGUCAUUACCAGUUCCCUAAAGCGAUCUACCUCAACUUAAGCCGAGUACGGGAGGAGGACUACAGUGACCCGUGGUCCUUCACAUGCCCUGGAGAGAGAAUCUUCAUCUUCCACAAAUAUUCCCCACGUCUAAAUUACGAUGCGGGCAGCCCGAGGAACUUAACCUACCGGCACAGGCUUGGUUUGAACCUAUCUAACCAAAGCUAUUCCUACAUAUUGAAUUUGACCACGGCUGAGGCCAGUAUUUUUUAA